CACCAGGGUCAGUCUUGGCUACGUGUGUCAAGAUGUCACGCUAACGUUCGUCGUCAAUUGCUGCUUCUGUUGGAAGCACGAUGGUUUGUGGAGGUUUUCCCCGAAAAAUGCGUUUGCUUCGUUGGGUGCAGCUCUUCUUCGCCAGCAGCUUUUGGCAGUUGCAGCUGGUUUGGAGGAGCGAAGACAACGUGCACGCCCAACUUGUGCCGCACAUCAUUCACUUCGAGGAUCGACCCGAUCUGAACACCACGAACGCGCUUUCCCGCUUGAGGUGGUUCGUGCGGCACCGCCGGCCGCAAGCGCUGCAGUGCGACCCGCUGAAUGCCGAACUGCGCAACGACAUCUUGACCAAGUACGGCACGACGUACCAGAAUGCCUUGGGUGGGGGACCGAACGAAAACGGGCCGAUUUCGCCGUACGGUGUGUACCUCGCCGAAAUGCAGCGCUACUUUGACAGCAGUCAUUUUUCUCAAAAGCUCUCCGUGCUGCAGAACUUUUUCCUCGUGAACAGUGCGCACUUUGAGAAGUUUUGCCGCCCGAUCGCUUUUUUGAGCCAGGUGUUCAAAGUGAUUGGGUUGUCCCAGUACUAUCACAUCCAAACGAAAGCCGCCCUGGAACUGAUGGACGCGGAAACGUGGUACCGGGUGCAGCAAACCUUCAAUACCAUCGCGGAACUCUUCAUGGAAACAGAGCCAGAGCAGGCUUUCUUCCACGAGAUGUCGGCCGUGGCAGCCGAGGAUGACCCGUCGAGAACCGAUCUGCUUCGCCUUCCGCGCCAGCUUGCGUACACACUGCACCCAAGCAGCAUGGCGGGGAUGCGUCGGAUGUUUCUGGUGCUCUCGGAGUCGCCCUACCUCGAAGUGAAGAACAUCCUUCCGCCGCUGAUGCUUCAGGCCUAUGGUAGGUACAUAACGGGUCAUUGUUUCUGCUUCUACUUUUGCACUUAGAAAGGGGGCUAUGAACAAAAUCAUAGAAAAAGAACUUUGUAUGCUGCUCUUAAGAAUUGCUAUUGCACUGGGGAGAAGACCAUGGCACUUUGUGGGCUACUUCCUUCCGCCGCAACAAGUCCAUCUUCUCCAAAACAUGAAACUCCACAAGGUUCAUUGAGAUCCGGCAGAAUUUGAUGCGAAUUUUCACGGUGCACCACCCGCAGUGGGUGUACCACGUGUUGCCGCUGGACAACAUGCAGCUGACGAUCCAGAAUAAGGCGAUUGCUGGCGACGAGUGCAUGGAUCGCACGAGCACGAUGUUCGAUUACGAGAAGGAACAAAGCGUCAACUUCUACCGGCUCUUCCGCGACGGAGUGGCGGAACUUCUCGGAAAAGUCGCCGACGUGGAUGAGAUGGACGCUACCGUCGCCCGCGCCAUGCGCCUGAAGUCGCAAAGCGAGUACGAGCGCAUCGAGCGCGAGGCCACUGGAGAGCUGCCAAAGGAAAAUAACAAGGCGGACGCGAUGAAUACAGAUGCGGCGAGCGUGGAGAGCCGGGUGCUCGGCGGGGGAGAAGAUGGAACAAAUGGGCAAAAGGACGUCGCUGAUUCAGAUCGCGACGGAGAAUCCGCAAGUUCUGCUGGUGCCGCGAAGAAGCCGGACAUCAAUCGCAUGACGCAUUACCUGCUGAUGACUGACCCGAACUUCACUUUUAACGCGUGCACGCCCGCCGUGAUGCUGGCGCUUCUCGUUUACAUCAAUAAGCUAUUUGAAGAGGCGAUCCAGGCCAUGCUGCGCAACGAGCCGCUCGCGGCGUGGAGCCACUUCUUGAAGUAUUCCCACCACUUGAUCAAUCGGGUCUACCUCCCCGCGCGCAACAAGUACGCCAUCCCCAACUGGCACACCUGGAUCGCGGGCGGGCGGAAUAUCGACUGGAUCGGGCUGAUCCGUGUUGCCGAGAACCGCAUGAUGUCGAAGAAGGAAAUCCUGUACGGACAGAAGAUCAACCGCGUAGAGGAGCGCGCGGACGUCUGCAGUGCGGAAGACGCGUGCAAUAUGCAAGAAAAAAACUGCGUAAGUGUAAAUCUGUGAUGCAGAAAAUGCAAAACAGUUACACUUGUCAUGCUCGACAUGCAUGAUCAGCGCGCUUCCCAUGUGUUUUCCCUUUGUAUCUGCGCAUAACAAGUUUGUCCUGUCAUGGCAGACAAACUUGUGAUGCUGUUUUCCCGAAAGACUUACACUAACACAGUUUUUUUCUUGGAUAUGCAAAACGGACAUCGUGCCCGAGGAGUACGACCAACAGAUGGAAAAAGUUUUCCACAUCAUCGUGGACGAGCUCGAGCGGCUCGGGUUGGAGUUCUGGCCAGCCGGCGGCACCAUGAUCGGCGCGUUACGCUGGGGGAAGAUCGCCGGCCGCCUGACGGACGCGGCGGGAGGGGUGAACAGUCGUGAUACUGCGGAAGCAGCAAAUAACGAACGGUGGGACGUGAUCGACGACGACCUGGAGUUCAUGAUCGGCCUGCACAGCGAGGACGCCUGGCUGGACGUGUCCGCGGAACUGAGCCAGGUGCUGACUGCGCAGAAGGGGGCGGGGAUGUGCCACCAGACCUUUUCGCUCCACACGAAUAACAACUUUUGGAGCAACUACGUGCGGCAGGAUCUGCUCGCCUGCGGCUGGUACAAGCCCUACGCGAUCGGCGUGGAGCUCCGGUCCUACGUCAUCGAGCGGCGGCUCAACUUUGCGUACCUGUUCAAGAUGGGCGGCAGCGGUUACGCGCCGUGGUGCGACGCGGACCAGUAUGCGGCGAAAAAGGAGUACCAGAACUGGAUGCACAAGGACGCGAAGCAGCGGCGACUUUCCGCGUCGCGGUCGGAACUCGCCGCGGCUCACCACGAGGUGUUGCACGGUACCGCGUUGGAGGAGGGCAAGGAAGUGCCGGAGCGGACGGACGGAGAGAAGGAGGAGGUGAAAACCAAGUACGCAAAGAUGCAGGAGGACGUCGAGGUGGAAGCGAGGCAGAAGGUAGUUCAAGCGGAAAUUGAGGCGCGACACGGGCGAGGGGUGAAGAUCUUUGGGUUCAACCCCUGGGCGCUGCGCCGCGGAACGGGCGGGAUCACGAGAGUCGUCGAGAAGCUGAAGUCGAGCCGGUUUGUGUUCCAAAAAAGCCGCCGGAAGAGAAUUCGACUUUCAUCUCUUGCAGAAUAUCAAGCUACUAGCAGCGAAAUUGCAACUUCGAGUGCUGGUGCUGGGAGUUCGAAAGGUUCGACGGCACGCGUGUCUCCCCCCGUCAACCCGCUGUGCUAUCUGGGGAAAAUGCCGGUGUUUCAGGCGUGGGAGGGGUUUCUGCCGUUGGAGGAGUACCUGUAUCCGUUGAAAAAGUGCACUCUGUUCGACCGCACCAUUUCCUGCCCAAACCACGCCAUCGACAUACUGAAAAAGUUCAACGCAAACGAGUACCAGAAUCCCGGUUUCUGUCUCGCACUGCCGUAUCUGGCGGGCCGCAACCUGCACCGCGACAAACGCAUGAAAAACCUGGAAUUCGAUGCUUUCAAUGAACAGGACUACGAGCGGGUCUACCAGAAGAGUUUGGAGCUGCAGAGCGAGGGCUUCACGUCUUUUGCGGAGCUUUUUCGAGAUUUGAGGAUAGAGGGUGGCAGUCAAGACGUGGAGCAGGUUGGCGAGAAAAGAAAAGAGCUGCUGUGCGAUGGAAAUUCCUUUAAAGACUUGCAGCAGCGAGCGGUAGAUCAUUUAAGGAUGUGUCCGCCAGUGCGCGCACAGCACGGUAUGGAAGACUACGAGGACGACUUCCAUUUCUGAAAAUCAAACAAAAACAAGAAGAAGUACCCGCCAGCUUUUGGAACAAGCUGCACUUGUGCUGGCCUGUUGUCGUGAU
Molecule: messenger RNA, 3822 nt
Organism: Amoebophrya sp. A120
Lineage: Eukaryota; Dinophyceae; Syndiniales; Amoebophryaceae
Source: the annotation of a GenBank genome assembly